AUGUCGCUCGCCAUGGCCACCCCCACCGCCACCGCCGCCGCCCACCUCGCCUCGCCCCUCUUCUUCUCCUCACCCCCAGGCCCCCGCAGCCGCCGAGCCCUCAGAACCCCGUUCCGGCGCACCCGCAUCGCCGUCGUCGCCUCCGUCCCCGACCCCGCCGAGAAGCCGGUGCAGUACACGCCCUGGCUCAUCGCCGGCCUCGGCAACCCCGGCAGCAAGUACCAAGGCACUCGCCACAACGUGGGGUUCGAGAUGGUGGAUCGCAUCGCGCGGGACGAAGGGAUCGUGAUGAACACCAUCCAGUCCAAGUCCCUGCUGGGAGUAGGUUUAAUUGGGGAGGUACCAGUGCUGCUGACAAAGCCACAAUCAUACAUGAAUUACUGUGGUGAAGCAAUUGGACCGCUUGCUGCCUAUUACCAAGUACCGCUGCGGCACAUUCUUGUGAUUUAUGAUGACAUGAGUCUGCCCAAUGGUGUAUUGCGACUUCAACGGAAAGGUGGCCAUGGCCGCCAUAAUGGCCUACAGAAUGUUAUUGAGCAUUUGGAUGGCUGUCGGGAGUUUCCUCGUUUAUCUAUAGGCAUUGGUAGCCCACCUGGUAAAAUGGAUACACGAGCUUUUCUUCUGCAGAAGUUUAGUUCAGAGGAACGAAUUCAGAUUGACACCGCGUUGGAGCAAGGGGUGGAUGCUGUGAGGACCCUUGUGCUGAAGGGUUUUAGUGGAAGUAUUGAGAGAUUUAAUCUGGUGCAGAAGUACAAGUUCAACAGGGCUUGA
Messenger RNA from Triticum turgidum subsp. durum (durum wheat), 771 nucleotides. The record is from the annotation of a GenBank genome assembly. Lineage: Eukaryota; Viridiplantae; Streptophyta; Magnoliopsida; Poales; Poaceae.